Clupea harengus (Atlantic herring) is the source of this 5300-nucleotide messenger RNA. RefSeq names its product integrin alpha-5-like. The record is from RefSeq and is a predicted model, not a curated record. Gene Ontology annotation, cellular component: integrin complex; external side of plasma membrane. Lineage: Eukaryota; Metazoa; Chordata; Actinopteri; Clupeiformes; Clupeidae. Gene Ontology annotation, biological process: cell-matrix adhesion; integrin-mediated signaling pathway; cell adhesion mediated by integrin. Gene Ontology annotation, molecular function: integrin binding.
CUCCCUCUCCAUUUCAACUAACAGACCGCUGAGGAGCAGAGGGGAAGGUGAUGCGAUUGCUAGGGGAAAGAGAGCGGAGGGCACACAUUUAGCGGACUUACUUAAUCAUGCAGAAAUCUCCACCGUUAAAAACUGGAGAACUCCUGGAUGCGGUGCUUUUGCCAUAGAACUUUCUGAAUGUUACUGCUGCACAAUACAGAUAUGGGCUUUACGAGAAAACACAGCAAGGGCUCAGCAAAGUUUCCCUCACCGAUACGAUUCCCAAGAUUUCGACUGUGCGCGUCUUUCAUUGUAUGGAUAGCGGCUCUGGCGUCAGUCUGCGCGGGGUUUAACCUGGAUGUGGACAAUCGUGUGGUAUACACUGGACCAGAAGGCAGCUACUUUGGUUACUCUGUGGAAUUCUACGUUGACCGAUCAUCAAGUGUCAGCAUCCUAGUCGGUGCUCCGAAAGCCAACACCAGCCAACCGGAUGUCGUAGAGGGCGGGUCUGUGUUCCUCUGUCCCUGGACCCAUGGCCAAUCAAAGUGCAGAGUUCUGGAGUUUGACAUUGAAGGAGAUCGGAGUUUCCACAUCAUCGACAGAGACCUCAAGGUGGAAUUCAAAUCGCACCAAUGGUUUGGGGCAACAGUGCGCUCCCAUGGUGACACAGUCCUGGCCUGCGCCCCAAGGUACUUUUGGAGAACAGAGCACGAUAUUCCUUUUUCAGACGCCACCGGGACCUGCUACCUGUCUGUGAACAACUUCACCAAAAUAGUUGAAUACGCCCCCUGUCGAACAGAGAGACACGGCCCUGCCGGCCAGGGCUACUGCCAGGGGGGAUUCAGUGCAGACUUCACUCAGGAUGGGAAGGUUGUUCUUGGGGGACCUGGAAGUUUCUACUGGCAAGGUCAGCUGAUCUCAGCCACUACUGAGGAAAUAGUGAAGGCCUUCUACCCCUCCUACUUCCUGUUGUCAGUGGCCGGGCAGGUGCAGACCAGACAGGUGCAGAGCAGCUAUGAUGACAGCUACCUGGGUUACUCUGUGGCUGUGGGAGAGUUCAGUGGAGAUGAUACGGAAGAUAUUGUAACAGGGGUCCCCAAAGGAGUCAUGCUGCAUGGUUUAGUAUCUCUCCUAAAUGGAACCAAUCUACAGUCCAUGCUGAACUUCACCGGUGAACAGAUGGGCUCAUACUUCGGUUAUGCAGUGGCAACAACGGAUAUCAACAAUGAUGGGCUGGUGGACCUGCUGGUGGGGGCUCCUCUCUUCAUGUUCCACCAGCCAGGAGGCCACCUGGAGGAGGUGGGGCGUGUGUACGUGUACCUGCAGACGGCCCCCCUGCUGUUCCUGCCCUCCCCGCCGCUGAGCGGCACGCACACCUACGGCAGGUUCGGCGCCUCCUUCGCCCCCCUGGGUGACCUGGAUCAGGACGGCUAUAACGAUGUAGCCAUUGGUUGCCCCUUUGGAGGGAAGGAUGGACAAGGGCUGGUCUUCAUCUAUAAUGGACAGACAACUGGAUUAAAGGACACACCCUCUCAGGUGUUGGCUGGCCAAUGGGCUACUGGUGUGCUUCCCACAGGGUUUGGUCACUCCAUCCAAGGAAACAAAGACCUGGAUGUGAAUGGUUAUCCCGAUGUCCUUGUCGGGGCCUUUGGAGCAGACAAGGCAGUUCUGUACAGGGCAAGACCCAUUGUAAAUGCCUCUGCCACUUUGGUAGUGCAGCCUACCAUGAUCAACCCAGAAGAGAAGAACUGCAUAGUGACCAAUGAGAAUGGAACCGUCCCUUCAUCCUGUGUAAGUUUGAGUUUCUGUAUCUCUGCCGAUGGAAAGCACCUUCCUGCUGAUUUGGCCUUCGUGGUGGAGCUGCAGCUGGACAGUGUGAAGCAGAAACAGAGAGGGCUGGUGCGGAGGGCUCUCUUUCUGGACACCCAGAAGCCCAGUCACCUGCAGCGGCUCCCCCUGGCCAACGGAGAACGCCUGUGCCAAGAGAGCAGGAUCUACCUGCAAGGUGAAAAGGCGUUCCGGGACAAGCUGACGCCCAUAGUGAUCACCCUCAGCUUCUCUCUGGAUCCCCAGGCUCCUGUGGACUCCCACGGCCUGCAGCCCAUCCUCAACUACCAGACUAAACAGCUCAUUGAGCAGAAGGCUCAGAUUCAACUUGACUGUGGAGAUGACAACAUCUGUGUGCCGGACCUGAAGUUGACUGUUAAGGGGGAUCGAGAGGAGGUGUACCUGGGGGAUGAAAACGUCUUGACUCUGACGUUUAAUGCUGUGAACGAGGGCGGAGCAGCUUACGAAGCAGACCUGUAUGUGCUCCUCCCACCAGAGGCUGACUACAGUGGCAUCGCUAGAAACAAUCAGACCCUAUCCCAGCUGACCUGUAGUUAUGCAACGGUGAAUGAGACUCGUUUUGUUUGCUGUGAUCUGGGCAACCCUAUGAAGUCUGGAACAAGUGUGUGGGCCGGCCUUCGCUUCACGGUGCCCAGAGUCAGGGACACGCAGAGAACCGUUCAGUUUGACCUGCACAUACGCAGUAAAAAUGAGAACAACUCCCACAGUGAGGUUGUCUCGUACCCUCUUGAGGUGGCUGUUAUGGCAGACGUCAUCCUUCAGGGUGUGUCUCGUCCAGAUAAACUCCUCUUUCCUCCUGCUGACUGGAAACCCACCAACAGGUGGAUGGAACAGGACGUCGGCCCCCAGAUGCUGCAUGUUUAUGAGUUGUUGAAUAAUGGCCCCAGCACGCUGAGUCUGUCUACACUGGAGCUGCGCUGUCCUCGUCAGGUGGAAGGUCACCGCCUGGUCUAUCCUCUGGAGGUCAGCAGCGAGGGCCCACUCAACUGCAGCACUAAAAACAUCAUUAACCCCCUGAGGGUGAAGCUCCAGUCGUCUCCCUCAGAGCCCCCUUCGCUGGAGUCUGGCUCCAAUCAGCCCAGGCAGAGCAGAGAAGCGCCCAGAGACCAGCUCUCGCAGCUCAGCAACCUGUCCUGUUGGACGGUGCAGUGCUGGAGACUGCAGUGCAGCGUCGGGGUGCUGCCCAGAGGAAAGAGCGCCAUCCUGAAAGUGAGGUCGCGUGUCAGCGCAGAGACCUUCGUACAGAGAGCUUAUAAGCAGUACCUGCUGGAGUGCAUGGUGGAAUACAGAGUGGAAAAGAUGCCUUAUUCCAUACUGCCUAAGGAGCACCCAAGUGGAUCCACCAAAGUCGUGACCCCAAUAGUGUGGGGUAAUCCAGAGAACCCAUAUGCUGUACCCCUGUGGAUAAUCAUCCUAGCCAUACUGGCUGGGCUGCUCCUGCUGGCGUUGCUCAUAUACAUUUUAUACAAGCUGGGUUUCUUCAAGCGAUCUGACCCCUAUGGUACAGCCAUGGAGAAGGCACAACUCAAGCCCCAGGCUUCAUCAGAGGCCUGAACAAGAUCUUCGAAAACAAGCACUUCAGCACAGCAGGCAGGGAGAGGAGGAAUCCAAGCCUAAUGAGGGAACAUAGCACAGCCUGAUGUGUUAAACCUGUGUCUGAUGAACCCACUGCAACCAAAGCAGGGCCCUGCAGGGUCUACUGCACUGCACUAUAGGCACAGACAGAAGCCAGUUCUGAUGCAGGUGUGACUGCCGUGUUUGUCGUUGGACUGAAACCCCUGCCACUGCUAACAGACUGCAUUAGCUGAUGGAUUAGGCGUGGGGUCAGCGACCUCAUUUUACAGGAUUGGACUCUUUAGAGCUUCUCCUCCUCAGCAUUUAUAUAACCUCAAUGGCACGUCAUCAAAAAAGAAGAGUGAUAUCUGGCAACCCCAGUGGAAGCACUGAUUUAGUCGUCCUCAGAAAGGCACAUUUCUUUUCAUGAAACCUGGAAGAGCGCUUCACAAGUAAAUCACAAGCACAGCUAAAUUAUUUAUACGGAGGGCUUUACUGGUUGUGUAUGUAUGUAUCGGUCUCAUAUAUCUGUCUCAGUAGAACUGGAAAAGUGAACUGGCCAGUUCUUGCCUGUGGUUGCCACAUCCAAGUUUCAGUAAAUCUCAAGCUUUCGCUGUGUACACCAGUUGUUGUCAGUGGGUUGAGCUUUGACAACCUUGUUAAAACCCUGGAGAGCAGGCCUAUAGCAUCCACGUGGUCCAAUGUAUGCUAUUGUAGUGAUGAAGCCAAAGAGUCAAGUGACUGUGUGUUUUGACAAUCGAGAGGGAGCCAUGAUGAUGGACCAUUGAACUUGGAACAGCCCAUAGGAUCAAAGGGUUCAUUGUCCGACUUCUCCCCCUGUGUUUAGAUAGUCACAACUGCUACGUAGCCUGUUUUGCAGAUAUUUGUUUUCACUACCUUGUGUGUCCCAAAGCUUGCAGUGGAGUUCAGAGUUAGCAGAAGGGAAAAAGUGAACAUUACUCUGCUAAAAGCUCUGUUUUUUAUUUUUAUUGAGAGAACAUUCGGGUUUUGCCUUGACAUUCUUUGCGUAUAUACUUUGGAUUGUUCUGUGUCCGGCAAAACACACACACAUCAGCCUAGCUGUGUCCAACUGUCACAUGCUUUCCACACGUCCUGUCUGCAGUUUCUAGUGGCAUGCUUUUCAGUUGCAUGGGUUGUCAUUAAUGUCCAGGGAAGACUGCAAUAUUCACAACCGGUCAUGGUAGUCCUCAGGUCUUGAAAACCCCCAUUAACCAUGCACUUCGCCUAUUUUUUCACCAAAUGGUAGAGUUAGAUCAGUGUUUUUUUUUAACACACCUUCAUAUAUACUUCAAUUUGGAUUCUACUUGAAUAUCCUACUACUUAAGAGUACUGUAUGUAUUUAAUCUGCUUAAAGUCUGUGUAAUGCAAUAAGAUACAACAAAAAAAGACUACAAACACAUUUUUAUCGAUGAAUUACAGUUCAGACACAUGAUUUAAAAAAUAUGCAUUCUAGAUAAGCUACCAAUAUUUUGAGAGCAGGGAAUUGAGACAUGGAACAGACAAAUAAUCUCCAGUUGAAAAUGGCCUUCAUGUGUGUAAACAUGUUCCCAGAAAAAGCCAUAAGGAUAAAUGUUCUACCCACAAUACAGCCCUUGGAAUUCCUCACAUUUAGUUCAUUAGUUCAUGUGUGGGUAUAUAUUUAAGUUCUUGACUCUGCUACAUCUAAAUGUUACAUGUAAUCGUGUUUAUCAGAGAAUUCUUCUGCCUUUUUAUUCUGGUCCUGUUGGAGUUGUACAUUUUUCGCUACUGUAAGUGAGGAAAAUAUUUUAAUAUACAAUGAAAAUGGGUCAUUGUUUUGUUGACAAAAUAUUAUUGUCCCAUAUUGGGAUAAAACAACGUUUUAUUUUGGUGUUGUAUAUAGCUGUUUUGAAGAAAAUAAAGUGGUCUCUUUUACAAUA